AUGGUGACUCUGAUCGUAGCCACCACCAGCGACCCGGCGUCGAUCAAUCCCGCGGCGGCGCUUCUCGCCAUGCCGGGAUGGACCACCGGGCCCGUCUUGCCGCCGGACAUAAAGAGCUUCACAAACCAGCAAACGAGAGUGAUUCAACACGAUAGAUCUAUAGUGAAAGAAGACGAUCUCGAUUUACGGUGGGAAGAAGCAACCGGUGAAGCUGUUGACGAAGUCAUCUUCCUCAGCCGUCACACCGCCGCCUCGAAUCGUCCUGCUCUAACUGUUCACCCGAUUGGAGUGCUUCAUCUGAAAGAGGGAGAAUCGCCGCCGCAAGGAGGAAAGCCGGGAUGGGCGGCGUUGCCAAACCCUAGGAUUGGUCCAUGGUUUCGUCUUUUGAAGAAAAUGGCUGAAGCUCGUAGCUUAGUUCCUGAGUUCGAGAUAACAUUGGAAGGUACUCAUCAUGGACCAAUAACUAGCAAGCCAACCAUGUUCUUGGAGAUUGGUAGUACAGAGGAAUACUGGAAGAGACAAGACGCGGCUCAAGUCAUGGCUCUUCUAAUGUGGGAAGGGCUUGGGUUAGGAGGCGGUGAAGCCAUUGGGGACUGGAACAGUGAAUCUGGAAAGAAGAAAGUUCUUCUAGGGAUUGGAGGUGGACAUUAUGCUCCUCGUCACAUGGAUGUCAUUUGGAAAGACGAUAUUUGGGUAGGACAUUUGCUUUCCGGAUACUCAUUACCAAUGGAAGAACCAAAACCUGGAGAGAGUUACAUUGGUGGGACUUGGAGAGAAUCAAUCAAAGCAGGAUUUGAAGCUACUAAAGCAUCAUUCCCCGGAGGAGAGAUCUUGGCUCAUCUUGAUCACAAGAGCUUCAAAGGAUGGCAAAAGAAGGCCAUAACAGAGUUUUUGGCAGAACAGAACAUCAAUGUUGGGAAGCCAAACGAUUUCACAUAA
This is a messenger RNA of Microthlaspi erraticum, 939 nucleotides long. Lineage: Eukaryota; Viridiplantae; Streptophyta; Magnoliopsida; Brassicales; Brassicaceae. The record is from the annotation of a GenBank genome assembly.